CCACUUCUCUCGUCAGCAACUUCUGCACUGCACACACGAACCUCGCACCAUGGGCCGGGGACAAGUGACCAUGGGCAAAAAGUCCUCCUCAGCAUCCGCUGCGACGCGCAAGAAGCAUGCUCGCAAGGCCGGCAAGGACGAAGACGAGGUUUCCACCGCAAAGCCUCAACGCGGCCAGAAGCGCGGAACAGACGGCAAGAAGCUAUCCAAGAAGGAGCGCAAAGCGCUAGCAAAGAUCAAGCAGUACAUCCCCCCACCGAAGCCGCCUGCACCCCCAAUCCCCGAUCCGCUUGACGGGCAGGGCCUCGCACGCUCCCUGCCUGCGGAGCUCGUCGUCGUACUCCGGCGGCUUGGGAAGAAGGACGAUGUAACGCGGCGGAAGGGACUCGACGAACUUCGCGAGCAGUGGGUCACCCCAUUGCUUGAGGAAGGAGGUGGUGAGGAAGCGACGACGCAGCGCGAUAUCACUGCUGCGGCAGUGGAGGCAGCGCUGCCUGUGUGGCUGCAUAACCUCGCGAGCCUGCUGCAGUCCCCCUCUCAUCGCACCCAGGCCCUCGCCCUGCACAGUGACCUACUUGCCCUUCCCCACCUCCGAGGUAUUAUCCUCGACACCCUUGCUGGCGGAUACCUCCCGGGCACGCAGGACCGGGAUAUCAUCGGCUCUUGGCUGGUGGCGGCGCUCGAGGAGGGUCGCCGUGCCGGUGGCAAGGCGUUGGCCGUUUGGGACUCGGUCGCGCGCUUUGAUCCGCCAGUCGUACACGAAGGCGUGCCAACUUCACAACUCGAUCUUGUGCCCCACCUCUCGGCGCUCGCUGAGUACUUCUCCCUCGCGACGCUUGACCCUCAAACACUGCAUCGCGACAUCCACCCCGCACCCGUGCAAGUGGCCUUCGAGAAGGAGAGACCGCCCACCAAGGGGAAGAAGGGCGCGCAGCCCAAGAGCAGAGCUUCUCCUGUUCCAACGCCCACUCCACCCGUCGAGGAAGACGCCGAGGUUGCGGAAGAGCGCUGGGCGCGGUACCGCGUUGGUGGGUUGGUGGGCCUGGCGUGGAUGGUGUCGAAGCUGCCAAGCGCCAACUUUGAACGACCACCAGAGAAGUUCGCUGCACUGCUCAACAACCCUGUGUUGUGGAGCGCUCUGGGCACUGCCGUUGCCGUGCCCGACGUCACACCGAUCGGGAGCCAGCCACCUAUACGGAGGGCAGCGUACAACCUUCUCUCCACACUCAUUGACGUGUACCCAGCUGAAGUGGCACGUGCAGAGCUCCUCGAGACUAUCUCGCUAUCCGUGCUCUCCAACUGCUGGUUGGAGAAGGAGGCCGUGGUGUGGGAAGCAGCGGGCUCGGCCCUGCUCAAGUUCCUCACCAAACAUCGUUCUUCCUGGCUGGUGGCGCCAAAGGCGGACUUUGAGGAUGAUGACGAUAGCGAUGAUGACGAAGACGAUGAGGAGGGUAGCACCCAGCCGACAUCUCGCGCCGAGACACCAGCAGGACGGAGUUCUGUAGGCGAUGAAGCGAUCUCGACUCGAGCAUUCGACAGCUUCCUCGAUUUCGUCUCGACCAUCUGUCCGACCAUUCCUCACCUCACAUACCCUCUCCUCGUCGUCAUUGUGUCGACCGUUCCAUCAGCCCUUCUCCCCCUCUCCUCGCCCCCAAGCCCAGCCCUCCAGAAUCUCUUCACCCACCUGUGGUCGCCGGCCGACGCACGGCUUCUCUCAACCCACAGUCUUGGCGGGCAGUCGUCUGCCUUCCAGGCGUUCCUCCAGUCUGCCGCCGACAUCACAGUGUACCUCCUUGAGAAAACGACGGACGAAACGCAGGCCUGGCUCGUUAAGGAUCAGCUCGGUUCGCGCGUGUGGGGCGAGGGCGUCGUGGAGAUGGGCGGCAAGGGUGUACGCCGCGGUGCACCGCCGAUUGAAACCGAGGCCAAGAUCGCUUCCAGAGCGGUUGGCAAGGUCGCCGAGAUUGCGCCGAACACUCUGCCUGCGCUCUUGGACGAGGUAGAGCGCACAGCACUCCACGGCAGUUUCCACGAGAGGCAUGCCUUCCUCGCGCGAGCUCUCCCUGCGCUUAUGUCUCUGCGCGAUGCGGGGCCGAGCGUCCACCGGCCUGUCGACGAUAUCAUUGUAAAGCUCGCCGACGGGUGCACCGAGCUGCUAUUCGAGUUCACUGAAGCCGCGCCUGGUGUAGCCAAGGCCCUGGUCAACAUUCUGAAGACCCGCGCGGAGCUCUUUCCGCCAGAGCGCGUGCACGUCAUCUCCCAGGGGCUGCAGGCGCAUAUUCGCGAGCUUGUAUCUGCCCUUUCGCCACCCCUCGUCGCCCAGCUUUUCAACGCUGUUGUGGCUGUUGCGUCCGCGGGCGAGAAGGAGGCCCUCCUCUCCGCGUUGUGGGACUUCGUUGCCUCCGACGUAGAGCAGGAGCAACGCUUUGCGUUGGCUCAGGGAAUCCUACGGGAUGGUCCGGACCUGGUUGGCGCAAAGCGCCUCGACACCGUUGCUCGUGAAGCAGUGCGCGCGGCUCUCAUUUCCGAUGACGCCGAGGCCGUGUCUAUCGCCUCGAAGGCCGUAGUUAGCACCGACUGGCUUUCGGAUCAGGCACGGGACGAGGUGCUCGUCUCUGUUGCAGCCGCCGCACAGGACGCCGUCGACGACCUUCUCACAGAGGGUGCAGAUGCCGCCGUCCCUUCCGCGCCGUUCGCUAUUCUCGCCGCGUUUGCAGAGAAGCAUCUGGAAAGACUCGUCACAGCGGAGGGCUACAUUGGCGCCGUCGUGGCCGCACACCAUCUGGUUGUACUCCUUCCUCGUCUCGGUUUGGACAUCUCCAUCCCGGAUUCGCCGUUCACAAUCUGGACCGCCGCGGCCCGCCUCCCAGAGGAGAGCAAGACCAUUCUUUCGUCGGCCAUUUCGAGAUCGCUUGCUGGGCUACUUGGGCGCGUAUCCUGUCGUGCGAACCCUGACGUCCUCGUCGACGUCGCUCUCAUAACCGACCUCGGUACUAGGCCAACGCCCAUCACUGUGGCCAGUACCCUUCUCCCACCUGCGGAAGAGAUGCUGUCUCAGCUGAACGCGCACACUUCUCAGCCACCGCACCCUGCCCUUCCCGUUAUCGACCCGCAGGUACCGACGGGCGGUGUCGUGGAGCCUCUAGCCCGCGCGUCCGAUUUCGACACUGACGGCCGUUCUCGGGCGGCUCGCUUCGUCGAGGCAGGUCUUGCCCUUCUCCGAGUUGACCGGUCCCUUGUUACGGCCCUCCCUCAUCUCCUCAAUGUUGCGCUCAGCGCCAUGGUGCUGGCGUCCGAUGCGGCUGCGAUCCCCGGCGCCUCCCGAGGGAUGUACACGCCCGAGGCCAGUCCGGCUUCCCUUGAGCGCGUUGUGCGUGACGCACAGGGUGCCCUCUCGUUCUCCUUGAGCCUGGUCGACGAGGCGCCACUUGCAUGGCACAAGGCUACCGUCGAGCAGCUGAAGGCCGGCAGGCCAGCAGAGAAGGCUGAUUAUCUUCAGCGGCUGCUGGGCGACCUCCGUGCCGCGGUAGCCGACAACGUCAGUGACGUCGCGCCACGAGCGUUCUUUGCGGUUCUCUCAAGACACCUGCGCGGCUGCGAGGCUGGUGAAAGCGAGGGCGAGGUGUGGUUGACAUACGCCAUGCAGAUGAGCGAGAAGCAACCUGAACUGGCUCAGGCGAUCAUCCUCGCAGUCAAGCCACUGAUGCUUGAAUCAAAGGCGUUUGACGUGGCACAAAAUAGACUCGCCAACACCCUGACGGGAAUAUCAAUCAAGAACGUCAACGAGAAGGGCGUUCCUGCCUUGCGACUGCUCGUCGCCGCUGCCCCGCCCCGCGACUCGCUCUCCGUGUUCCUGCCGCAGCAGCGUGCGGUUUUCGUUUUGCGCCACGUGGGCGGCUGGCUCACUUCGGAGGAUGAAGCGGCUGACGACCUCUCGGAUGAGGUAGACACUCGUGUCGCCGAGCUGUAUGCGGCCCUCGCGCCGAUCGUGCAAGACCUCUCGGGCGCACAUUGGGACGGCAUUUUUGAUCUGAUCGACAGUGGGCUCGCCUCAUGCGCGCUCGACGACCAGGAAUCGUACCCGUUGCUGCACGCUGUGCUCUCCUUACUGUCGGAGGUGCGCGACCUCGCCGCUACAAACAAGGCACUCCGCGACCUCUGGACCGGCAAGGAUGGACACCUCGCGGGCGUCGUGAAGUUGUUUUUGCAGUGCCGCGAUGCGGCAAGCGAGCCGCUUCAGCUUAUCCACGCCCAAUUGCUCGACCUUCUCGGCGAUGCAAGCCCCAAGGUCAUGGCCGCGGCUGGGUUACCUGAGCUGUGCGAGCUGCUUUCGCAGUCGUCGUCUCCUGCGAUCCAGAGCACGGCCUACCGGCUUCUCGCUCAGGUCGUCCGGAAGCGUACCGCCGAGCUCGUUCUCGAGGUGGAGGCGGAUGUCGUGGAGGAACCUGCCCCACCACGAGACAUUAAGCUGCCGGCUGACUUGGUGGCUAUCAUCGAGGCGGGUCGUGGUGUCGACUGGCAUGAGACACCGUCAGUGCCCGUCGUAACCGCGCAGCUCCUCGCCUGGAUGAGCAUACUCAAUCACUUCGAUGACGCUUCUCGUACCCUUCGCUGGGCGUAUCUCGACCAGAUCACCUCGACCAAGCUGCUCGACGAGGCGCUUAUCCCCCUACUCUUUGCAAUGCUUGGUGUCUCCGAGGUCGGCGCAUGGAACUUCGCUGCGGCCGCCUACGCCGUCGACGAAUAUUAUUGCGACCUUCUUGAGCCUGAGGACCUCCCGGACCUCAACCCGCUUGCUGCGCAUGUGUAUUACCGCGCUCUUGUGACGAUCCCUAGCGCCAUGCGCGCGUAUUACGAGGGCCUGAAGGACCGACAGCUCUCCCUUUCAAUGCUGGCGUUCACGGCGCGCAAUUUCUCUCCUGUUAUUAUUGGGCAUGAGUUCUCCGCUCUACGCGCCCCACAUGCCCUGGCCGAGCUCACAGACGAGGGUCUCAGCGUCCGCAUCGCGCAGGGAGGCGGUGGAACCGCAGGAGCUGGCGCCGCCGAAGCCAUUGCCAGCUACACGGUGGACGAGCAGCCGAUGGAGAUUGGUAUUCGCCUUCCCGCUGAGUUCCCGCUCAAGGCCGUGGACGUGCGUGACCUCCGUCGUGUCGGAGUGCCCGAGAACAAGUGGCGCGGUUGGCUCAUGGGCGUGCAGCAGACCAUCACGUCCCGCAAUGGGUUGAUCCUAGAGGCGCUCACAGUGUUCAAGAAGAACGUCGCGCUGCAUUUCGAGGGUGUGGUCGAGUGCGCAAUCUGCUACUCGAUCAUCUCCCUCACGGACCGCACGCUGCCCACCAAGCCCUGUAAGACAUGCAAGAACCGGUUCCACGGUUCCUGCCUGUUCAAGUGGUUCAACUCCAGCCACACGUCGAGCUGCCCAAUGUGCCGCUCGCUGUUUUAGGACUUGUCGCCUAUCUAGAUCUGUAGACGUGCAUCACAUGUACAAGCCUCUAUAGUACA
Molecule: messenger RNA, 5502 nt
Organism: Cutaneotrichosporon oleaginosum
Lineage: Eukaryota; Fungi; Basidiomycota; Tremellomycetes; Trichosporonales; Trichosporonaceae
Biological process (GO): ribosome-associated ubiquitin-dependent protein catabolic process; rescue of stalled cytosolic ribosome
Cellular component (GO): RQC complex; cytosol
Molecular function (GO): zinc ion binding; ubiquitin protein ligase activity; ribosomal large subunit binding
Source: RefSeq, a predicted model, not a curated record